Molecule: messenger RNA, 1501 nt
Organism: Anneissia japonica
Lineage: Eukaryota; Metazoa; Echinodermata; Crinoidea; Comatulida; Comatulidae
Product: actin-related protein 10-like
Biological process (GO): retrograde axonal transport of mitochondrion
Source: RefSeq, a predicted model, not a curated record
ACCAAAACAUGAUCUUAAAGUGGGGGAAUCGUUGCUCCUUUUUGAUGAUGUGAUUGUUGUUAUUGGCUUGUUAGGCCUCGUUGAAAUGCCUUUAUAUGAAGGAUUAACUGCAGCUGUCGAGAAAACAGCUGUCAUUCUCGACUUAGGAUCUGCUUAUUCAAAAGUUGGCUUUGCUGGUGAGUGCCACCCAAGAGCUAUAUUAAGAAGUGAAGUAAAACGAAUUAAAACUGGCAAAGUUGUUAAGAUAUUCGGUGAACCUGACACAGAGGAUGACCUUUAUGACACGCUUGUUGAUUUUCUUCAUACAAUCUACUUCAGACAUCUGCUUGUGAAUACACGGGAUCGACGGGUGAUUAUAUGCGAGUCAUUCCUCUGUCCCUCAUCAUUUAGAGAAACUCUUGCAAAGGUGCUGUUCAAACACUAUGAGGUUCCUUCAAUCCUGUAUGCACCUAGCCAUUUAUUAGUGCUGUUUACGUUGGGAAUCAACACAGCUCUGGUCAUUGAUUGUGGUUAUAAUGAAAGUCUUGUUCUUCCAUGUCCCAUAGAUGUCCGUAAGGAGUUGGCACAUAACAUUGUCUGUGUCGGUGGUACAGCAAUGCUACCAGGCUUUAAACACCGCCUCAUGUCAGAGCUUAAGAGCCUGCUUGAUAGACCCAAGUACAAAAACAAACUAUCAGUUGCCAGUUUCAAGAUGCAUAAUCCUCCGUCGCAGCCAAACUACAUGUCAUGGCUUGGCGGUGCAAUUUUAGGGAGUCUUGAAGUCCUGAGUUACAGAUCUCUUAGUAAAGAGCAUUACCGUGAGACGGGUCGUGUUCCCGACUGGUGUAUGCUGGAUGCCGAGGCACAACUAGCUGAACUUGCGCCAAAGGAUAAGGUACCAUCACAGAGAAUGAAUAUCGGCAAUUUGACCAAAACAUUACUAGCACGCCGAAGAGAAACAGAGGGUAAACGAGAAUGGUCACCACGUCGAAAAGAAUCAAGUGGAUCUCCAGAUCACAGUGGCAGUGAAACAACUCCACCAAAGAAGGAAUGAACAUAAUGUAAUUAUGAUAAUUGUGGACAACGUAUAAUAAUAAGCUAUGACAUGGAAAACAAUAAGACCUUAUGAUUUUUAAUGAUGAAACUUAUUUAACUUUAUAAAUAAUGUGUUAAAUGCUUGCAGUACACUACAAUGAUAGUUCUGAAAGAACUUGUUUUUGUUGACCUAAGGAAAAGCAGUACAUCAUUUACCACACUGGAGACAAUGCCAUUGUUUUGGCUAUCCUUCAUCUAAGCUGGAGGCAAUGCUGUUGUUUUAGCUUUUCUAGCAACACCUCACACUCACACAGACUGUCAAAACCUGGUCCACCAUUCAACAACAACCUUCACUUUCCAACCAUAUAAGUAUUUCCCUGUUUUGGACCCUGCCGAUCUCCUAAAGACGAUCGAAGCAACUCGGUUGAAACUUUGAGACCAUUCUAUGUGGUGUACCGCAAGCAUGUAAUACAUUGUUACAGUCCUU